AUGGACCUCCGCACAUAUGUUUCCGAUCACCUGAUCAAGCUGGUCGGAGCCAGCGAGGACAUCAUGGUCGACUUUGUCGUACAGACUGCCCGCAGCGCAAAGUCGUCCUCAGCCCUGAACGACAAGCUGUCGAGCAUGAUUGAGUCUAACGAUGCAGACUUGCGACAGUUCAGCGACGCCUUGUACUCUCGAAUCACCAAACCUUCAUCGAAUGGAACAUCGACAGCAAAAUCCGAUAAGCCGAAACAGCCCAGGAAGAAGUAUGCGCUGGUGGAGAUGGAAGUGGAAGAAGAGGCACCGCCGCCUCCAAAGGAGGAGACAAAGAGGAGUAGUGAGACAGAUCGGAAGUUGAGGCAUCGUUCGGAUAAGGAGAGGCGGCGAUCACGGAGUAGAGAACGUCGCGGCAAAAAGCUCAGACCACGGGAUGAUGGCGACUUUGACGAUCGUUGGGGUGAUGAGGAGUAUGAGGAGGACGAGGCUGAGGAGUUUCCUUCGCCACCAGCUAAGCGUGCGCGAUUUGAAGAUGGUUCAGCAUCUCCACGAAGAGAAAAGGACACUCCAGAGCAGGAGCCGGAGGAUGAGGAGGAGCGAGAUCGCAAAGAACGAAAGGCCUUCGAGGAGCGACUCAAGAAUAAGGAUGCUGGGAACACGAAAAAAUUGGUCGAGGACAAAUCGUCCAAGCGAGAGCUGGCAGAUGCGGAACGUCGUGCUCAGGCAGGAAAGCUGAACGAGCAGGAGAUGAAAGACCUACGAUUGCGAUCACGACAAGAUUACCUCAAGAAGCGCUCAGCUCAGGAGUUGGCAUUGCUACGAAAGCAGGUUGCGGAAGAGGCUGAGGAGGAGCGAAACAACUCAGCGCUUUCACAAGCGGAAAAGGAUGAGUUCGCAAGGAACCGUGAAGCCCUGCGACUGGCCGAGGAGCGUGAGAAUAUCGACGACCAUUUCGAUGGCUAUGCUAUGCCGGACGACUACAUCACGGAGAAGGGCAAGUUGGACGUCAAGAAGAAGUCAGAUGCGCUCUACAGCCGGUAUGUGGAGCGGGACGACCAGGGCAGAGAGCGCUACGUGACAGAGCAUGAAGAAUGGGAGAGGGAGCAACUGGCGAAGACGAAAGCCCAGAUCAUCGUCGCUGAUCGAUCAAACGAGCAAGAGUACGAGUACGUUGUCGAUCCGGAACAGCAAAUCAAGUGGGUCACGGAUGCGACCUUGAAGGGCGGGUUGACAGAGAUGAAGACACAGGAAGAACGACUUCUCGCUCAACAAAUGCUUGCGGCAGAGCGAAAAGCGAAGACCAUUGAAGAGAAGCGGAAAACACUGCCAGUCUACCAGUACCGGCAGCAAUUUCUCGACGCCGUCAAGGAAUACCAAAUUCUGAUAAUCCUCUACGCUCUUGGCGCGCUGAACGACAAGGGCGAACUUACCAAGAUCGGCCGACAGAUGGCCGAGUUCCCAACUGACCCUAUGCUCGCCAAAGCCGUGCUCGCGGCAGACAAGGAAGGUUGCGUCGAAGAAGUGCUCUCCAUCAUCGCCAUGCUCGCCGAGGCGUCCGCGCUAUUCUACCGCCCAAAGGACAAGAAACUGCAAGCCGACGCCGCGCGUGCACGAUUCACCGUCAAAGAAGGAGGCGACCAUCUCACGUACCUCAAUAUCUGGAAUCAAUGGGUCGACGCAGACUUCAGCUUCGUCUGGGCGCGGGAGAAUUUCCUCCAACAACGCUCCCUCACCCGCGCGAGAGAUGUGCGCGACCAACUCGCCAAACUCUGCGACCGCGUGGAAGUCUCGCUCUCCUCCUGCGGCGCCUCCAACCUCCCUCCGAUUCAGAAAUCCAUCACAGCGGGUUUCUUUCCCAAUGCUGCGAGACUUAGCUCGGGAGGAGACACGUACCGCACGGUCAAGAACGGAUUGACGGUGCACAUCCAUCCCAGUUCAGUGUUGAUGGAUGUCAGACCGAAGUGGGUGAUAUUCCACGAAUUGGUGUUGACGAGUAAGGAGUUUAUGAGGAGUUGUCUGCCGUUGAAGCCGGAGUGGUUGAUAGAGGUGGCGCCGCAUUAUUAUAAGAAUAAAGAGGUUGAAGCGAUGGGGGUGGAUAGGAAGAUGCCGAAGAUCUAG
This is a messenger RNA of Zymoseptoria tritici IPO323, 2109 nucleotides long. RefSeq lists its product as uncharacterized. The coding region runs from base 1 to 2109 and encodes 702 amino acids. NCBI's taxonomy places the organism in Eukaryota, Fungi, Ascomycota, Dothideomycetes, Mycosphaerellales, Mycosphaerellaceae. The record is from RefSeq and is a predicted model, not a curated record. Gene Ontology annotation, molecular function: RNA binding. The transcript is spliced from 2 exons. Gene Ontology annotation, cellular component: intracellular anatomical structure; catalytic step 2 spliceosome.